UGUAGGCAGCUCAGGCGCCCGCCUUGUUUAGUUGCUAAGUGCUUAGUUUAUAGAAGAAAUAGGGUGCGUUUACUUGUUUCGUAGCUUACUAAACCGUUUGUUUGUUUGUUAGUAUAAGCAAUGGUUGAAUUUUGUAUAUUAACCGUACAAUAUUAAAACAUAUACAGAUAUAUGGGACAAUUAGUUCAAAAUAUCCUAGUCAAAAGCCCUUUUUCGAUCUGGCACCGCCCGUUAACGCGGAGAAUCGAUGAGGGAAUAUUACGUUAUCAAGAAUUCUCUUAGGCGUAUAUACGUUUUCCUUAUCAACAUCUGGCCUAUUUUUAGCUAAAUUAUAUAUAUAUGAAAUACGUACUUUUCAAAUUCUUUCUUAUACUAGACCUGCAUCAAAGUUAAUAUUUCCCCCGUUCCUCCUUUUCGACCAAUUUCUUGGUCAGCUGAGAUAAAUCAGCCAUCUAGUACUCUAUUCCCCAUUGAAUUUUACUCUGUAAGUAUCACUAAGCAAAAUUUGAUAUAAUCGCGAUGGGAAAUGAAUUAAGUCAGGAAGAUGGACAGCAAACACAUCCAGAUCAAGAACUGGACAGGGCAUCUCCCCAGUCAAGAGCUGUUCCGUCUACCGAAAGUUGUGGCGGCCUACAAAGUGCUCGACCUCUCCCCCCCAAGAUCUGGUCAAAGACCAGUUGCUAUUCAACCGCAGGUUGAUCUGAGUAACCUUUCAGAAGAAGAACGAGCUAAGAUUUUGUCGGUGAUGGCGCUGGCUGAAGAUAUGGACAAAGACUUAACAAGACACAGGCGUGCAUCAGAAGAACUCGUUCGAACAGAAGCAAACUCCAGAAGACCUUCAGGAGGUCCACCAGGGGCUACUUCAAGACCAGAUCAGUUAUGCCCUUUAUGUCACAUGACCGAACUUACCUCACAAACAGCUGUGCAAUGUGCAUACUGUGGGAAAUACACCUGUGGAAAAUGUGGAACGUCGCUACAUAAAGGAGAUAGCAAGGGUUCAGUGCGAGUUUGUGUGGAAUGUAUUCGUCGUCGAUCUCAGUCCACAACCAAACGUCCAGAGAGUUCUAGCCAAGUUCAAAGACUUUCGGAGGACGAGAAAAUAAAAUAUACUCAACAACAACAACCUAAAUUCACUCCAGAACCAUCUAGACCUCAGCAAUCAUGUAAACCAGUCACAGAUCCUGUUAGAGUUCAGCAGCCUUCUAAACCAGUCACAGAGACUGUUAGAAUUCAGCAGCCUUCUAAGCCAGUCACAGAGCCUGUUAGAGUUCAGCAGCCUUCUAAGCCAGUCACAGAGCCUGUUAGAGUUCAGCAGCCUUCUAAGCUAGUCACAGAGCCUGUUAGAGUUCAGCAGCCUUCUAAGCAAGUCACAGAGCCUGUUAGAGUUCAGCAGCCUUCUAAGCCAGUCACAGAGCCUAUUAGGAUUCAACAGCCAUCUAAACCAGACACACUGCUUUCCAAAGUACAGGAGCCUGUUCUGGGUGCAUUAGUAGAACCGUUUAUGGCGUCCGUUUCAGAACCUUCCAGAGAUCAGUAUGUUUUCUCGAGUGUUAUCACAGAAACUUCCAAGGUCCAACAACCUGUUUUAGGUACCGUGGCUAAAACACGUCAAAUCAUUCCUAUAACAUGUGUUAAUACAACCCCUCAACUACAAACGUCGACGUCUUCGCUACAAAAUGUCCAUUACUCAUCAAAACCAGAAUUGGUAACUGGUGAACAAUUAUUUUCAUACGACCGUUCAGGGUCUAAGGAAGAAAGUGAUGUAACAACCUCAACUCAAGGCCUAGAGUCAUUUACAAAUGGAGAUUUCGAAGCCGGUGCAACCACAGUUUCAGAAAGGACUUCCCGAGGUUAUUCUACACCACUGGAUGAUGCGAGUUCUGUCGAUAUUCACGAACCCAUGAUCAUCUCUGAACAUAGCGAAAAAAUCGAUGAAGAAGAUACCGACCAUAAUGGGAAUGGGUAUUUAGCUGAAGAAGAACUGAAAGAAGAUUACUUUCAGAGGUUGAAGUUUGCGUCUAUGGAGUCUGAUGAAAUUGACGAAGAGUACGAGAAGGAGGGGGAAGAAGACGAAGAAGAAGACAGUGACGAAGAACUUGAUGUUCCUACAAUCUUACAACCUCUGGCAUUUUUUGAUCGCAGCCCAGGAGAAGUAUACACCAUCCCUGAAGAAGAAGACGAACCCUCUUCUCCCACACAGUCUCGGCUAGCCGGCUCAGAUCUGAAUUCCGACACCGCUUCUUCCCUGAUUCGCUGGAGAGGUGUGGGACAGACAUAUCGUACAGCUUCUGGAACUGGAACUAAGGAUUCUUCUUUGAAAGAUACCCGCCCUAAGAAGUCAGAGGGAACAAGUGACAAAGGUGUUAAUGGUGCUAAUGGAAACAUCCUUCCUCAGCAACAACAACGAAGGGACGAAAUAGGUCAGAUAAGUAGUCAGUCAGUACCCCACCAGACAUUGGCAAUGCCUUUCACUGAACAAAAGUAUCACCAGUACCAAGAUACAUCCAGAGAACUCCCCGUCUCUGGCUCUUUAGGGUUUGUGACUUCAACAGCACAAGAAAACCAUCAAGACAUGGAAGAUAAUAGAAGUGUUUCAACUUCUCUUCCAAGAACAGUCCCAUUGACUUCAGUAUCCCAAAGUGUCCCUCAGCAACAACAAACAAUCCAGUCCUCUCAGGCUGAUGAUCAUCAACAAAUCAUUGCUGCUCAAGCAUCCAACAAACAAAAACCUAAAAGCAUCGACUUGCAAGGGCAAAAGAAACAAAAACCAAAACCUGAACCACAAGACUGGUCACCAGUGUCGGAUUUGUCUCCAAUUAUGGAUGUGUCUCCCUCGGUCGAAGCUGCUGAGCAAGAACUCAUGGAAAAGUUUCGAGAAAAAGCUGAGGAAGAAGAACAAAGUAAACCAAUAGUUCAGGCAUCUAUUCCAAGAGCCACCAGCGGUACAAUCUCCGGGAUGAUAGCCGAUUUUAACAAGGCUCUUGGUCUUUCUGGUAGCUCUCCAAUAGAAGAUCAACAAAGUAAAGUAAAUUUCACCACGAACGCCACUAUUUCUCCACCUCGUCCUUCCGUCGUUUCUGGGCAUGAAGCAGAUACCCCAAAAGACCAGAAUCAAAAUGUUGUUUCUUGUGUUCCUCACAGCACCAAAGAACAGCGACAAGCGCCUGCCAUAUCUGAAUCCGAAGUAGCUACACCUGUCGUUCAACAACAGCAUGCAGCACUUCCACCACAGCCCAGUACACCAAGAAGAAUUCACAGACGACUCCCUCAGCCCACCAUGGAACAGAUGCAGGCUGCUGUUGCUAUGGCUGCUCAGACACCAAGAGGAAAGGUAUCAUCACAAGUCAAGGUACCAGUAACGACACCUUUCGCUCCACAAAUGAACGUUGUGGGCGUUCCUACGACAUCAGUAAGUACUACUCGCCCAGUUUCCCCAUCUGUUUCGUCAAAUAAAGUACAUGAUAAAAAGCAGUCAGAUCACCAAGUAUUGGUUACGGAUUCUUUUACUGAUCAGGCAGGCCACACUAUGAAGGUGACGGCUCAAAUACAUCAAGUGGACCCUCUAUCUAAACAGAUAGAUCAACACCUGGCAAACCAGAAAGUUUUUACUUCCUCUCACGGUGCCCAAUCCUUAGUUUCUUCCGCCGUAUUAACUUGUGGAGUAACAUCUUUGGUCACAUCAUCAACUACCACAAUGGCCACUGUGACGUCACGCCACGUCGUUGCUGGUUCAUCACCAACACCCCUUGAGCAUAUGCCUACUUCUAGGGCAGCAUCUGUGGAAAGAAGAUCUCCCACUCUAGGGUUAGAGAAAGAUAUUUCAGCUUUUCCCGGGAAAGGGGAUUUCCUAAGCACCGAAUCCCCUCCUCUAUCUUUACUUUUGCGAACUGGAAAUGGAACACCGCAGUCUCCCGGAACUCCAAGAGACAAAACUGGUGAGUCUUCUGAUACUCAGAGCGAGGCGGACAGUUCAAAAUCUGGAAAAGUUCGUCGAAAGCUCCCCCCUCUUCCUCAGGAUCAAGAACCUUCACCUAUUCCUACAAGGAGGGGUAAAGACCGUGCUCGAAACCUUUCAAUUGGUAGUUCUCCCCUUCAUUUAACAGACAGACAGUGGGUUCAGCGGACGUCUUCACUAGAUAGUGCACCUGUAACAACGUCUGGAGGAGAUUUGACUCGUGUAAGUUUGAGCGAUCAUUAUAUCAAACAGUUGGGAAGUUUAAAUAGUCAACCAUCAGAACCGACUUCGACUGUUAUACCAAAGAAAGAUGUUUCUCAGAAACCCACUUCGUCAUAUCUGAAGUCUCCGCUGAUGACACCCGAGGCAGUUUCUCAACGUUUGGGAUUAGCUGACUUUAGUCUAGCAGGUUCGAAGUUACCAACAUAUAUGCAAAAUUUGAAGCAUCAGUUGCGUGAGGAACUAAGAACUGUGACUGAAGAACGAAAAAGACUCCUAGAAAUCAGAGAAAAAAGUCGAAGCCUGUACCGACGAACUGAGACUGAUCUAGUUUCGCUGCAUCCUUCUGUAUGGUCGGAUGAUCCAACAUCUCAGCUUGAUACUCUUGCUACGCAUCGAAUAGCUACGCAUUCUUCUUCAACACCUCUAUCAACUAAAAGAUCCACGUCAGCUCGAACCUCGCCCCAGGGGUCCCCGAGGAAAUCUAGACACCGAAGGCAUGCCUCUGACCCUAAGCUUCCUCCUUUUUCACCAAUUAAGGAGGUCCAUGACACCGAAUCCGAGCUGGCGACGUUUUCAGCAAUGAAAAACCAGAACAUUAAUAGUGGAGCUUUCAAAUCUUUUGAGUUUGAGUCAAUAGAUGAACAACUCAAUUACGAAGGAGGUCGACCUGCAUGGCACCAUCAUGGCAAACAUGGAGAGGACUAUACCAUUUCCGAAGGUCAGCUUUUAGACAGCAGCAGACCUCAGCUGCGAGAAACCGCUAUAAGCAGCAUUAUGGAUGACAGGAACUUCGAUUGCCAACAGACGUUUUCUCAAGAGUUGGCAAGAAGCCGUAGAACGAGCGAAGGAUCAUCUCGCACCUUGCCUGCAACCUUCAACCGAGAAAUUGACCAAUGGGAGAGAAAUAUAACUGCUCAGUUCCUUACAAGUGAUAGAAAAACACGGAAAGAAAAGAAAUCUAGGAAACCUAGAUCGUGGCAUCCCUCGCCCUACGUGUCUGAAGAUGAAGAUGACCAGAUGACAAGAGAAGAAAAGAAAGCCAAAGUAAAAGAGGAGAUUGCACGAAGGCGGCUGCAGAUUGAGCAAAACAGCAGGUUAUACGAUGAACUUCACAAGUUAGCUAAAACGAGAGAAGCAAGUGAACAGAGAGCACAAGGUGUUUAUCAUGAUCGGCUGGAAAGCGACCGUCCGGGAUAUACCGAUGAACCUAUAUCAGAUCCCUCCGGAGAAACUGGCAACGGCCUCGCCCGUCGAGUGAGGAAAGCGCAAAGCUCCAUCGCACCCACAACUUCACAGAAGUAUGAUUUUCCAGUGAAGCGGAUUCUUUUAACAAGAGAUCCAAAGGACCGUUCAGUUAGCGGAAAUGGUCUGGGAAUGAAAGUUGUGGGAGGGAAAGAAAUCCCUGGAAACAACGGCAUGAUUGGAGCAUACGUAGCCAAAAUCUACCCAGGAGGCGUUGUAGAAACUUUGGGAGAAGUUCAAGAAG
Messenger RNA from Limulus polyphemus (Atlantic horseshoe crab), 5663 nucleotides. RefSeq names its product mucin-17-like. Gene Ontology annotation, biological process: protein localization to synapse; presynaptic active zone assembly. The record is from RefSeq and is a predicted model, not a curated record. Gene Ontology annotation, cellular component: glutamatergic synapse; cytoskeleton of presynaptic active zone; axon. The annotation marks the transcript as partial. Gene Ontology annotation, molecular function: structural constituent of presynaptic active zone; protein binding. Lineage: Eukaryota; Metazoa; Arthropoda; Merostomata; Xiphosura; Limulidae. The transcript is spliced from 10 exons.